AUGUCUGUUGUAUACAAAGCGAUUUGUCGGGUUGGAGACAAGGUAUGGUCUGAUUUUGCUGGAUUAGAGUUAUCUUUGUUUUAGGUUGUCUACCCAAUCCUGCCCAGUUUUGCCAAACCAGCGUGGAAUCAUCCAGCUGGACCUAAAACAGUGUUCUUCUGGGCUCCGACGAUUAAAUGGUGUUUGGUUGGAGCUGGAUUGGCUGAUUUGGCUCGGCCAGCCGAAAAAUUGAGUGUUUCACAGGUAAGUGUUAAUAUUUUGUAUUGAAUUUUAGGUAUGUUGAUGAGGAGUUGAUAAACAAUGUAAAUUACUUUUGGUAUGUACUUUGGAGAGUAGUUUUUACGUUUGACUGACAUUAAAGUUUCUGUUAUAUUGAUUUAGAUAAUGCUGUUGAUCAAAAGAUUAAAAUUUAUUGUUUUCAUGUAUUUUUGUGGGAAAUUAUUGCAAAAGAAAGUUUUUUGUUUUACUUAUAGUUUUAUAGCUUAUUAUCGUUGCUUUUCGUUGUUUAAGACUAGUUUGUAUGUUGUUUUAGAAAUCAAGCCUAUUGAGUGUCUGUAAAUCUUUGUCUUAACGUCUAUACCUGAGAAACACUAGUAUCAUCGAAGAUUUUUAAUUCCAAGAUUUCAGAACGUAGCUCUCACUGCCACAGGCUUGAUCUGGACCAGAUAUUGCUUGGUUAUCAAACCCAUAAACUAUUAUUUGUCCAGUGUCAACUUCUUCGUCGGAUUAACUGGACUUGCUCAACUAUGCCGAAUUGCUCAUUACCGCUACACUAAUCCGAAUGCUAUUGAGAAUUAG
Messenger RNA from Bursaphelenchus okinawaensis, 798 nucleotides. The record is from the annotation of a GenBank genome assembly. Lineage: Eukaryota; Metazoa; Nematoda; Chromadorea; Rhabditida; Aphelenchoididae.